Messenger RNA from Gavia stellata (red-throated loon), 1213 nucleotides. It is a transcript of the gene TERF1, whose product is annotated as telomeric repeat binding factor 1. Lineage: Eukaryota; Metazoa; Chordata; Aves; Gaviiformes; Gaviidae. Gene Ontology annotation, cellular component: chromosome, telomeric region; nucleus. The record is from RefSeq and is a predicted model, not a curated record. The transcript is spliced from 10 exons. The coding region runs from base 1 to 1092 and encodes 363 amino acids. Gene Ontology annotation, biological process: telomere maintenance. Gene Ontology annotation, molecular function: protein homodimerization activity; telomeric repeat DNA binding.
AUGGCCGGGGCCGCCGGGAGCUCUCCGGGAGAGGCGGGUGGGGGUGGUCGGGUCUGUUCGGCUUCGCUGGCUGAGGUGGAAGCCGUAGCUGCGGACUGGAUGCUGGAGUUCGCCUGCUACUGCCUGUGCCGGCACUUCGGGGACGGGUGCGCGGCGGAGUUCCGGCGGUGGAGGGACGUGGCGCAGGCUGUUAUUAAUGGCCUCUCCAAAACAGCUACACAUCAGAGAAAAAUGGUGUAUCUCUGUCAGCUUUUGAUAAGAAUUGCAAAAGGAAAAAACCUUGAAUGCCAUUUUGAAAAUGAUCAAAGAAUUUCACCUUUGGAAUCUGCUCUGUCUUUCUGGACUUUACUUGAAAGGGAAGAAAUUAAACUGGAAAAGCUUCAUGAAGAUAUUCGUCGCUUGAUUCAAAUUCAGGUUGUAGCAGUCCAUAUGGAAAAUGGCUAUUUCAAGGAGGCUGCUGAAGUUCUUGAAAGGCUAUUUACGGAGUCGGAAUCAAAUAAGCCUUUAAGGGUGAAGCUGGCAACCAUAAUUAAAAGCAAGGAUCCAUAUGUUCCCCUUCUCCAAAGCUUCAGUUACAGUCUUUUGAUAAGUAAAAUCAAGUCUUACGUUGAACUUUUCAUGAAAGAAAAUGAAGCUAACUUCUUAAUGCAGGCAGCCACAAAACAGGUAGAGUCUAAAGGAUUGGGAGCAACAGCAUUGCAAAACAAAACUGUGAAUGUCAAGGAAAGUGACAAAAGGAGUUUGGAAACAAAACAAAGAUCAAUGAAAGAGCAACAAAGUAUUACAAAUCAGCCACCUGGAGACAUAAAAAACCCCACAGGAAGGCCUUGUUCAGGACGGAAACACAGAGUAAGCAGUGUUCUUCAGAGUUUGAACAGCUUGCAAAAUGUGGAAAAAAAUGGAGAUGCUUUGGCUUGUGGCCGAAGAAGACAGCGAUGGACUUACAAAGAAGACUUGGAACUGAAAUCAGGAAUAAGGGAGUUUGGAGUGGGUAACUGGGCUAAAAUUUUGGUCCAUGGUGACUUCAACAACCGAACUAGUGUCAUGUUAAAAGACCGGUGGAGAACACUGUGCAGGAACGAACAAGGCUAAUUUGGACCACAGGAAUCAACUCUUCUUGACCCCACCCUACAUAAGGACCUAGUCUAGCUUUUCAGAAUAAUAACUUAUUUUUGUCUCAGAGUGUCUAGCAGUGUUGCUGUCCUAAAACAUG